UGAGCCUUGGACUGAGUCGGAGUUGGUCUCGUGGCAGCUGCUGCUGCUGGGCCAUCGGGCUUGGAUUAGACCCCGAACCGGAGCAGAACUUUGGAAUUGUGUCCUGAGAGCGGGCCCAGGGAGCUCCCUGGAGAAGGGGGCAGGGAAUCCAUGGGACGGACACCCCAGGUCAGGGCGCUGGCACCAGGCUCACCGAGGCCAGCAGUUUGCCAAUGACCGGGACCUGGAGGCCCCGCUGAGCAGUAGAGGUCAGAGACCCAAUGCCCUGCGGGGGGCAGAAGCAGACACACUCUGCGGUCUGUUCUCAGGACCAUGCUCUGGAUUUUUGUCGUUUUCUUGAUAACACAACUGCCCCAUUCUGAAGCUGUAAAAUGCUACCCAGGCGAAUAUGAAAUAAAUGGCGAAUGCUGUCCCAUGUGCAGUGCUGGGACUAGGGUGGUCAAACAUUGUAGAGAAAAUAGCAGCACAACUUGCAUGCCAUGUGUGGACGACACAUAUACAGAGCAUCCCAAUGGCCUAACGGAAUGCAUGAGAUGUAAACUGUGCGAUGCAGGAGCCAGACUGAUAAUAAAAGAAAAAUGCUCAUAUACGAAGAACACCAUGUGCGGCUGCGCCCCGGGGGAUUUCUGCAGGCACAUUGCAGGCCUGGACUGUGAAAUGUGUCGUCCCUCCACCAUGUGCCUGCCUGGCUCUAUGGUGAAAGAACCUGGCACAGAAUUCCGUGACAACGUAUGUGAGGUUUGCCCUGAUGGAACCUUCUCAGCAACCAAGAUGUCACGCGCCUGUCAGCCAUGGACCAAGUGUGAAGAGGAAGGGAUGACAGAACUAAAGGCCGGGACAGCCACUUCUAAUGCCGUUUGUGUACAAAAAGGCCUUUCUGUCAAAGCGAUAGCAUUGAUAAUUGUCCUUCCAGUGUUACUUGUACUUCCAGUGGCUGGAGUAGUGGUCUUUUUAUGGCGGAGGAAGAAGAGGAAAAGUGAGCUAACACCUGCACAGGAGACAGGGGAUCCGUCUAAAAGACAGGCAGAGAGAACUUUGUUGCAGACUUCAGAGAAUGGGACUGAAAACAUGCCUACUCAGGAACAAUGCCAAUGACAGAAGUUCCACCGCAAACAGAAAACCACCUCCACGAGAGGCGUACAGUUCUUACCGCUGAUCCUUUUGCGGUGAUGUGCAAGUGGAGACGUGUUCUUCCUGUGAAAAAAGCUUUUAGCCUCCAGAGAAUAUCCCACAGUGCCUAGGGUGAUCACUCUGGCCAGCAGCUCUGAUGCUCUGAGGCCAGGUAAACCGAUGUCUGCCCCUCCCCCUGUAAAGCCACGGGAACUCCCUUUCCUGUUUUGUUUGCAAGUGCUCAUCUGGCCAAGUAACCUUGGCUGCUCCACAGAGCGAAGGAUCGCCCGCUUGGACCCUGUGCUUACCCCCACUUACCACAAGACCUAUAGUCAAAAUGGGGAGAGCUGCACUGUGGGAUAGCUGCCCUCACUGCGCUGCUCUCAUUAGGGAUGGAAAUGCUGCAAAUGUAAACACUCUCUGACGCCUGUGGAAGUGAGUAUAGAAACCAGCACUUUUCUUUCACCGAUUCCCUAUCACCGGUGAAACUGUCAGUGCAAAAACUCAAGUGUAACCAUACCUUCCACGAACACUUACCUGGUAUCCAGGACUCUCUACUGGACCAGUUGCUCUGAUGACUAUACUGGACCAGGUGACCACGUAGUCAACGUGGAUUUUAUACAUAGCUUUAGUUUUAUAACAGGGCCACAGAGAUGUUGUAUUGCUGUAAAUAUUAACUCUUAAUAUACCUUCUCUCUGGGUGAGAUAAAAUCACAGGUAAGAAGCAUGGUUGGAAAUAAAGCUAAACCUUUUUAAUA
This is a messenger RNA of Caretta caretta (loggerhead turtle), 1868 nucleotides long. RefSeq names its product tumor necrosis factor receptor superfamily member 14. Gene Ontology annotation, molecular function: protein binding; transmembrane signaling receptor activity. Gene Ontology annotation, biological process: apoptotic process; signal transduction; positive regulation of peptidyl-tyrosine phosphorylation. The record is from RefSeq and is a predicted model, not a curated record. Lineage: Eukaryota; Metazoa; Chordata; Testudines; Cheloniidae. Gene Ontology annotation, cellular component: external side of plasma membrane; membrane.